AUGCGGGCUGGCCGGCCCUCCGGAGGACACAGACGGGAGCCGUCCGGGGUGGCGCAAGGGCAAACGGCCCGGAGUUACUUGUCCAGGGCUUGGGGCAGGCCGAGGAAAGCACGCGCACGUCCUCGCCACGGUUACUGCGGCCCCGCACGCGCGGGUGCAGGCGAGCCUGCGGCGCUCGGACACAGCAGACCGACGGGCCGCCCUCGUCUACCAGCCUCGGUUCACAGCCCGUCACAGGGCGCCCGCGCGUGGCUCACGCGGACCCUCCGAAAACGCCGCUCCGACGCGCGAGGGCGACUCCCAGGGACCGCGCCAUGCACGGACGCCGCACUCUGGAAAGGCCCGCACGGCGAGGGCUCGGGUGGGAGCCACAGCUCCGGGCUCCCGCGAAAUCUAAGCCGCCCCAGGGGCUCCCGCGCGCCAACGCCGCGUCCCGCUCUCGGCAGGAAAGGGUCUGGGACGGCCCUUCCUGGGGUCUCGUCCGAGCCGCGCACCCUCGGGCAGGUCACAGAGCGGCCCGGCGGUGCCGGAAGAGCGCUGCGACUCCGAAUCGGGGAACGCCCCGACCCAGGCCGGAGUUCAGCAGCUGAAGAACACCCAGUGCUCGCGGCGUCGACGCGCGUCCCGGACCUUCACCAAGCCACGCGCCUCGGGCCUGUCGCGUGCGGCAGCGGCGCGGACACGCGUGACAGGCAGCGCGGAGGGGCCGCCCGCACAAACGCGCGCCGCAAACCUGGGUACGAGGCGCCCCCGGGAUCUCACGCAGCUCCUGCCCCAAGUCCGCCCUCGCCGCCGGGAGCCGGCCAACCGCUGACCCGACGCAGCUCUGGGUCACACAGCCCCACAGGUGCCCGGGGUCCCGUCCGGCCCCCGGGGCGGCACCGCGUCCCCUUCUGCGCGCGGGAAGACCACCGGCCCCAACCCAACGACCCGCGUCGGUCCGCCGGGCCGCUCCGGGCGGAGACGCGAGCAUCUCCGACCUCCGACCCGGGAGGACCGGCGCUUCCACAGCCGGACGCGCGGCGGGCCCCGAGGCGCAGCCCCGCCGACUGCAGCCCCGCCACCGCCCCCGGCGCCCCCGGACGCCGCCGCCCCCCGUGCCCCCGCGCGCUCGCUGACAGCGCGCCGAUCGCGCCCCGAGAAAGCCCUCAGACGGCCGCCGGGUGA
Lutra lutra (Eurasian river otter) is the source of this 1167-nucleotide messenger RNA. RefSeq names its product collagen alpha-1(III) chain-like. The transcript has 3 exons. Lineage: Eukaryota; Metazoa; Chordata; Mammalia; Carnivora; Mustelidae. The record is from RefSeq and is a predicted model, not a curated record. Bases 1 to 1167 code for a protein of 388 amino acids.